Messenger RNA from Panicum hallii, 1484 nucleotides. RefSeq names its product GDSL esterase/lipase At5g45910-like. Lineage: Eukaryota; Viridiplantae; Streptophyta; Magnoliopsida; Poales; Poaceae. The transcript has 4 exons. Gene Ontology annotation, molecular function: hydrolase activity, acting on ester bonds. Bases 139 to 1224 code for a protein of 361 amino acids. The record is from RefSeq and is a predicted model, not a curated record.
AGCUGACGAGGCCGAGGCUAUAAAAUUUGGCCUCGGCCAGGCCGUUUCGUUCAAGCGCAAGACUCUCACUGAGGCUCGCUCUGCUCUGAAGCUCUGAGUCUGAGCUGCCGGUGCUUGGAUUGCGUAGGUAGCCUGAGGAUGAGGAUCGCGGCGGCGCUGGCGGCGCUGCUGUGCGCGUCGUGGGCGGCGGCGGCGGAGGCGCAGAAGUACAAUGCCAUCUUCAACUUCGGCGACUCCAUCACCGACACCGGGAACCUCUGCACCAACGGGAAGCCGUCGCAGAUCACCUUCACGCAGCCGCCCUACGGCGAGACCUACUUCGGCACGCCCACCUGCCGCUGCUGCGACGGGCGCGUCAUCGUCGACUUCCUCAGCAACAAGUUCGGGCUGCCGUUCCUGCCGCCGUCCAAGUCGACGUCGGCGGACUUCAAGAAGGGCGCCAACAUGGCGAUCACCGGCGCCACCGCCAUGGACGCGCCCUUCUUCCGCUCGCUGGGGCUCUCCGACAAGAUCUGGAACAACGGGCCCAUCAGCUACCAGCUCCAGUGGUUCCAGCAGAUCUCCUCCUCCGUCUGCGGACAGGACUGCAAGAGCUACCUGGCCAACUCCCUGUUCGUGUUUGGCGAGUUCGGCGGCAACGACUACAACGCCAUGCUCUUCGGCAACUACAACACCGACCAGGCGAGCACGUACACACCGCAGAUCGUGAGCACCAUCGCCGCCGGCGUGGAGAAGCUGGUGGCGAUGGGGGCGCGGAACGUGGUGGUGCCCGGGGUGCUCCCCAUCGGGUGCUUCCCCAUCUACCUCACGCUCUACGGCACCUCCAACAGCGGCGACUACGACGGGCUCGGCUGCCUGAAGAAGUUCAACGACCUCUCCACCAACCACAACAACCAGCUCAAGUCCCAGAUCGCCAGCCUCCAGACCAAGUACCCCUCCGCCCGCAUCAUGUACGCCGACUUCUACGCCGGCGUCUACGACAUGGUCAAGAGCCCCGGCAGCUACGGGUUCAGCACGGCGUUCCAGGCGUGCUGCGGCUCCGGCGGCGGCAAGUACAACUACCAGAACAGCGCGCGGUGCGGGAUGUCGGGCGCGUCGGCGUGCUCCAACCCGGCGGCGCACCUCAGCUGGGACGGCAUCCACCUCACCGAGGCCGCCUACAAGCAGAUCACCGACGGCUGGCUCAACGGCGCCUACUGCAGCCCGGCAAUCCUCCACAGCUGAGCAGGAUCACCGAGGAAGGAAGAGGACGAUCAAGAUCGACCCAUUAAAAAUACUUUAUUUUUUAUCAUCACUAUUAAUUACCUGCGUCUGCGUUGCCGGAGAGAAGAAAAAGGCGUCUCGAUCGGCAGCGGCGGCAGCAUGUGGAAUAACAAUCUCUAUACAUGUUCGUCGUUCGUCCACGCUGUAACCUGUCACCCGUUCUCCAAUCACAAAUCGAUCGAAAUGGUAUAGGUUCGGAGGUUCUCUCCUUCUGCCGAUCA